ACGAGCAGCCAUUGUUUGCCUUUACAUUUCCCACCCUCAUCACCACUUGUGUCUCCCCCCUUAAUCAAACCAGACCUCAUUUUCUUCCAUUAAAAUCUUCUCAACUUUCCUCAUUCACCAUGAAACACCAUCAACACCUGCCUAUCCUUCCAAGAAGCAGCACCUAUAACUGCAAUUCUUCAAGAAACAAGAUCAACCCAUCCAAGUUUCCCAGAUCAAAUUCAUUCUCGGUCCCUCAAAACCAUGAAUUCUCUCACAAAUCCCUUGUUCCUACACCUGUCUCUUCAUCUUCUCCACCUUCCAUUCAGCGUUUCUCUUCUCUCCUUCGUUCCCUUCUCAAGAUCAUAGCUUUCCCCAAUUUCAUCCCCGCCUCUUGCAAAUGGUUGACCCUCCCAACUCACCUCUCUAUAACCCCUUCCCUCGGUCGUAAAGUUACCGGAACUCUCUUUGGCCACCGUCGUGGUCACGUCAGCUUCUCCGUCCAGGAUGAUCCCCGAUCCGAACCGGUUUUGCUCCUCCAACUGGCUAUGUCAACGGCUACUUUGGUCAAGGAAAUGUCAUCGGGGUUGGUCCGGAUUAAGCUCGAGAGUACUGGGAAGGCUCCGGGUAGAAGCGGGAGGCUGUUCCAUGAGCCACUGUGGACUAUGUAUUGUAACGGGAGGAAGAGUGGGUAUGCGGCGACGCGCAAGUGGGCGGAGUCGGAUUGGCGGAUGCUGAGCACCGUGCAAAGCGUGUCGGUGGGUGCCGGAGUGAUUCGGGUGGCGGAGGAUGGAGGGAGUGAAGGUGAGUUGUUGUAUAUGAGGGCCGAGUUUGAACGAGUGGUGGGGAGUCGCGACUCGGAAGCGUUUUACAUGUUGAACCCUGAUAACAAUGGAGGCCCUGAGCUCAGCAUUUUUCUUCUUAGAAUAUGAAUUUGUUCAUCAACAAAAUAAAUGAGUUGUAAAAAAUUAUUAGAUG
Hibiscus syriacus is the source of this 957-nucleotide messenger RNA. RefSeq names its product protein MIZU-KUSSEI 1-like. Gene Ontology annotation, biological process: hydrotropism. The transcript has a single exon. The record is from RefSeq and is a predicted model, not a curated record. The coding region runs from base 120 to 911 and encodes 263 amino acids. NCBI's taxonomy places the organism in Eukaryota, Viridiplantae, Streptophyta, Magnoliopsida, Malvales, Malvaceae.